AUGAGUAGUUACUACUCGGACGAGGAUGAUCUUGACAUCCGUGUCUCACGGCGCCGGGCUCCCUCGCCUUCGCCUGUUCACUAUGUAGAAGCGAGACCGAGACCUCGCAGCUACUUCCCUACAGCUGCUCAGCCCAGUUACUUGGUCCCUGAACGCACCGUUAUACAUACCCGUACUAGAUCCAGAGAACGUUCUCGUGACCGUCGCUCUUCUCCUCCUAGCAGCAUGGCUCCGGCCCCGGCCCCGGCUCCAGCACCUGCACCUGUUAUUAUCAACAAUCGCAUUUACAAUGAGCAUUCCUCGGACGAGGAGGAUGACCGUCACAUGCAGGUGUACGGCUCUCGUCGUCGUUCCCGUUCCCGUUCUCGCGCAUCGCACUCGCAUUCUCGGUCCCCUUCUUCCUCUUACAUGACCCGCGAGGAAUAUGAGGCCGAACGUGCUCGCCAAGAGCUACAAGACCUCAGACUCAACCAGGCUCGAGAAAAGGAAGAGCGUCGAGUUCAGAAGGAAUAUCGAGAAGAGGCCGAGUUACAGCGUGCCAAACGUGAAUUAGACGACAUUCGGGGCCGAGAAGCUCGCGCUUCCGAAGAGAAACGCUUCAAAUCACAGAUUGAACUGGAAAAGUAUCAGGAGGACAUGCGACUGGCAGAAGAGGCCAAAAAGCGGGACAAAGAGGCUGCUGAUGCAGUGGAGCGCUAUAAAAGGAAGGAAAUGGAACGCCUAGCCAAGGAGAGACAAGAAAAAGAGGAACGCGAAAAAGAGUUCCAGAGGCGACUACAGGAAGAACGUCAGAAGGAACUCAACCGCCAAGCCAAGGAAAAGAAGGAGAAGGAAGAACGCGAGAAAGAGUAUCAAAGGCGUCUCCAAGAAGACUUGAUUAAAUCUGGUCUCGAUGAGAAAGCAAUUGCGGCAAUUUUGAAAAAGGAAAAGAUUCCUGAGGUGCCUAAACCAAAGCCUAUCCCGGCUGACAACACCCUCGUGGCUGCCCAGCGCCCGACCUAUACGCGAAUGGCUCGAAAGCACCUAUCUAUUGAGACCUUGAGGACAUAUCGAGUGGAAUGGGAGCUAGAUACCGACCCAGAAUACGUGCUUAUCAAGCGAUGGGUGCCUGAGUGGGAACAGGACAACCUGUGGAGGCAUACGAGGGCACUUCGUGAAAAACGCUCAUCCAAGUUGGUGCUGGAAAUCGAAGACAAGAAAUCUCGCCGGCAUGAACCAGAAUUCGAAUGGGUUAGGAAGAAGAGCGAGCGCAAAAGGAGCAAGUCCCCAGCACUGCUCAUGUAUCUCGCGGGGGCGAAGCCGGCUUGA
Molecule: messenger RNA, 1308 nt
Organism: Colletotrichum truncatum
Lineage: Eukaryota; Fungi; Ascomycota; Sordariomycetes; Glomerellales; Glomerellaceae
Source: RefSeq, a predicted model, not a curated record